CCCUCUUCUUCUAUUUAAGUAGAUCAGUUCUUUGUUCAUUCCAAGCACAUUCUCAUCGGUUUCAGCAUCUCUAGCUCAUCCUUAGCUUCUUCAAACUUCAAUUUUUAAAUCAUGUUGAGUCCCAAGAGACUUGUUGAGAAGGCAAAGAAAGGGAUCCCCUUGAUGAGAUCUAAUAGCCGGCCGAGUUCAUAUGAGGGUAACGCAGGGGUUGCUGAAAAGGGUCAUUUUGUGGUGUACAGUAUGGAUGAUACAAGAUUCGUGGUGCCAUUGGCAUUCCUCACCAGCUGUAUUUUCCAAGAGCUCCUCAAGGUUUCAGCUGAGGAGUUUGGAUUACCCGGUAAGAGGCCAAUUACCUUGGCCUGCAGUGGAGUUUUCAUGGAGUACGUGGUCUCCUUGCUCAAGAGAAGCGUGUCUAGAGAUGUGGAGAGGGCGCUGCUUGCCUCCAUCAAUGCGAACCGGUGUUUGGAUUCCACUUUGGUUGGCCUUGGUCGUGACCAACAACGAGCAGUAGCAUGAUGACGAUGACUGUGGAAGUGUACAGAGAUUUAACCAUAGAGCGGUAAAGUUGUGUUUUUCAUACCUCUUGUUCCUCGAGGUAUUCCCCAUUUGUAAUCCAUCAUAAUUCACUUUUCAAUUUUUCCAAACGAUCGAUGUGUAAUUAGUUGCUUGAUCGUUCUGCACGUAGUCCAUUUUUCCAAAAGAGUGCCACCUGGUUAC
Messenger RNA from Zingiber officinale, 717 nucleotides. RefSeq names its product auxin-responsive protein SAUR64-like. The transcript has a single exon. Lineage: Eukaryota; Viridiplantae; Streptophyta; Magnoliopsida; Zingiberales; Zingiberaceae. Bases 112 to 516 code for a protein of 134 amino acids. The record is from RefSeq and is a predicted model, not a curated record. Gene Ontology annotation, biological process: response to auxin.